AUGGCAGACAAGACCAUUAUCGCUGGUAAUAUAGUGACUCUUCUUCAAGAAGGUUGUACUCAAUGUUAUGUGUCGGAACGGUUUGGUGUCAGUCGUUCCACUGUUCAGAGGACCUGGACUCGGUUUCAAGAAACCGAUUCUUUGAAAAAAAGACCGGGAUCAGAAAGAAAACGAUGUACUGAGCCCAGAGACGAUCGAUAUAUUAUACCUACAGCAGAAGGGACUCAGCCUCCAGGUACCUCAGAGGAUGUACCAGCCAGCCCCAGUAUAGCUUCACCUCUGCCACAUUCCUCGGCUCCUUAUCCCGAUAUUAUAUCUCCAGAACCUCCAAUGGAUGUGGAAUGGCUUGAA
This is a messenger RNA of Brenthis ino (lesser marbled fritillary), 351 nucleotides long. The record is from the annotation of a GenBank genome assembly. NCBI's taxonomy places the organism in Eukaryota, Metazoa, Arthropoda, Insecta, Lepidoptera, Nymphalidae.